Notechis scutatus (mainland tiger snake) is the source of this 2593-nucleotide messenger RNA. It is a transcript of the gene STX4, whose product is annotated as syntaxin 4. Gene Ontology annotation, cellular component: plasma membrane; endomembrane system; SNARE complex. Gene Ontology annotation, biological process: vesicle fusion; exocytosis; intracellular protein transport. The record is from RefSeq and is a predicted model, not a curated record. Gene Ontology annotation, molecular function: SNARE binding; SNAP receptor activity. Lineage: Eukaryota; Metazoa; Chordata; Lepidosauria; Squamata; Elapidae.
GGUCGAGAGAGGAAAGAGACGGCCGUGUCUAGAUAGCCACCCUCGCACCGUACUACAUUCAUUAUUGGGUCUUGAUAUAUUUCCUGUUUGAAAUUGUUUCUCUGUUGGCUGUGUGGUGGGGGGAGGGAGAUUGAGGAAAAGCGGACCCUCGAAAGGUGGGAGGACGCAGGUACGCAUGCGCAGAACGAGACGGCGUGCGCUACUUCAGUCAUUCUCCGGCCGAGGGGGAUUCCUGCCCUCAAGCUAUCGAACUGCCAAGGAAGGAGGAGCCGGCUAAGAGCCUGCGAGCUUUUCGUGCGCCUGCGCUGUGGGUCCCCUCCUUUUUUCCCUCCCCUCACGCCCUUUCCGCCGGUUCAUCUCCGAGGUGCAAAAAAAAAAAAAAAUAGAAACAAAGCUAUGAGAGACCGAACGCAGGAGCUGAGAGAGAAAGAUGAUGAAUCAGACAAUGAAAAUGUUGAAAGUGUGGCUCUAGUCACGCAGCAUGGAUCAGCAAUACACAGUAACUUCCCUGAUCCUACUGAUGGAUUCUUCCAAAUGACACGUGACAUCCGUGAAGCCUUGAAGAUACUGGAAAACAAAGUGAAGGACCUAGAAAAAAACCAGACUACAGUCUUGGCUUCACCAAUCCCUGAUGACAAUACGAAGCAAGGCCUACAAAAGCUGCGUGAGGAGAUCAAGGACUCAGCAAAAGACAUCAGAGCCCAGCUGAAGAGAAUUGAGCCCAUGAAGGAGGAACAAGAUGAGAACAGAAAUUCAUUCAACAACCGAAUGAAGAGAAAUCAGCAUGGGAUCCUUUCCCAACAAUUCUUGGAUCUCAUCAAUAAAUGCAACUCUAUACAGUCUGACUACCGAGACCGAAAUUUGGAGCGCAUCAAACGACAUCUACAGAUUACUGGUAGCACAGUGGUAUCUGAUGAAGAACUGGAUGAGAUGCUGGAGAGUGGUCAGACAGAAGUAUUUAUUUCAAAUCUCAUGAAGGACACCCAAGUGACAAAGCAGGCUCUCAAUGAUAUCGAAACCAGGCACAAUGAAAUCCUGAAAUUGGAGCGCAGUAUCCAAGAGCUACAUGACCUGUUUAUGUUCCUGGCUACAGAAGUGGAGCUGCAAGGAGACAUGAUUGACAGGAUAGAGAAGAAUAUUCUAGACUCCGGGGACUACGUCAAGAAGGGGCAACUGCACCUUCACCAAGCCCAGGAGAGUCAGAAGAAAGCUCUCAAGAAGAAGUUCAUGAUCGGCAUCUGCUUGACCAUCACAGUACUCAUCAUUAUUCUCAUCAUCAUCCUGUCCCUUGCACUUUGAAAGGACUUUCCCACCCCACCUGUGUCUCCCUUCAUGCUGCAUGAUCAAAGCCUGAUGGAUUUCCCUUGGGCUGCAUCUCUAUCCUGGAACUGUCCCCCCUUCACUGGGGAGGCCUUUGCACUACAGGUGACUGGUGGGGCUCCUCUGGGCCCCUUCAGUCCUGGAAGCACAUGCUGCCUAUGCCUAGAAAUCUUCCCUACGUUCAAAACUAUGUCCAGGUGCCUAUAAUGGUCAUAAUCUAGAAGACGCUCUUUGCUGCUUCAGUUUUGACCUUUCUGGAUUAUUUUUAUAAAGUUUUCCUCAAUGGAUACUGCAGUCCUGACUCAAAAACAGUGAUCAGUCACUUCCAGGAAAGAAUCCUCAAAGGAAGAAUCCUUUGUUGUUGUUGUUUAUUCUUGUAAAGACACAACAAAGCAACACCACGAGCAACCCUAGUUUUCCUUCACUAAUCAUGGCACAUUUUCUCCCUCUACUUAUGUCACAAGUCUUGCCUCAGCACCUUCUUCAGCCUUUCACAGUUCAUGCCAUGACACUUUAAAAAUAUAGGCUCCUCCCCACCCAAAAUAUUCUGCGUUCACCAGAGAGCAAAGGAAGAUAAGAAUAUUCUGCAGAGGUUGGGUAGAUCUUGAUCCAUCCCAUCCUAUGCUCAACCAUGCAGGGUGGGGGGGAAUCUACUCUUCAUCCUGAGCUGAUCUGUUGGAUUUUUCUCUUUGUCUUAGAGAGAGAACCUAGUUUGGUAAAAGGAUGGCAGAUGAACCCUCCUGGUCCAUUCUUGGCUGAAAUAUUGGGGUUGCCAAGCUUUUUUCCAAUUUCCUUUAGAGUUGUUGCUGUGUCUUUUCUCUACCUAUGUGCCUUAGGAAUUGUGUGCCCAACUUUUGGUCGUGACUACAGAUUACUUCAUUCUCUCUCUUGGAUCUUUUGAUCCUGAUUAAUAUUCAGGUGCCAAUCUUAAAUGGAUUUAGAGUGAACUUUGUCCCUUGUGGGAUUUGCACAGAGACCUAAAUAUGGCCUAAAAAUCAUGUUCAGAGGACCAGAUUAAAUCAAGGUCCCAAACGGUCUAGCAAGUCAAGUCAUCUGGUAUGUUUUUCCAUGCAAAUCCAGCUAAAUUAUUUUGGGAAAUCAUGAUGCAAGUGGAAAUUAGGAUCUCCUGGUCCUGUUUCUAAAAAUCCAGUACUUUUAUAUUUUGAAAAAAAAAUUAUCAGAGAAUUAAGCUUUUCCCCCUAAUUGCUUCGAAGUCUCAAUGUACUCAAAAGCAGGCUGACUAUAUUUUGUAAUAUAAAAUAAAAGCACUUUU